CAAUACGAUACUGUAAGAGUUAAAGCAAAGAAGCGAAAACGAAAAAAAUAUAAAAAAAAUUUUAAUUUCCAAACAAAAAAAUGUAUUUUUUUAAAUGUACCAUUAUUGUAACAGCCAUAUUUACUACAUUUGCGACGAUUGUUGAUGGAAACAGUGAAAACGAUCAUAAGUGUGAUGAUCAUGUAACAGGAGAAGCGGAAAAUGGGGAACCGUUUGAAUAUAUUACACAAGUCUGUUGUCCAAAUUAUACCGAAGAUAAUAAUGGAAAGUGCAUACCAAUAUGUAACAUUCCUUGUAGAUUCGGCUUUUGUAAAGAACCAAAUGUUUGUGAGUGUAAUGAAGGCUAUAAAAAGGUAAAAGAGAAAUGUGUUCCAACAUGCAAGCAAAAAUGUUUAAACGGCUACUGCAGUAAACCUAAUGUAUGUGGAUGUCCAAUAGGAUUUGAGUUGGACGCAAACAAUUCUACUCUAUGUAUACCAGUAUGUAAUCCGAAAUGUUCCAAAUUUUCGAAAUGUAAACCAGCUAAGCCGAUAAAUCGCUGCGAAUGCAUUGAGGGAUAUAUGGAAAAUAAGAAAACUAAAAGUUGCGAACCAGUGUGUAAAAAUAUAUGUACUAACAGUUUCUGUAGUGCUCCAGAUACAUGUGAAUGUUUUAAAGGCUUCGAAUUUGAUAAUGAUAGCAAAACCAACUGUAAGCCAAAAUGUGAACCGAAAUGUCCACACAAUUCCAAUUGUAUAGCUCCUAAUGAAUGCAGGUGUAAUGAUGGCUACACUUUCAAUAAACUAACCGGGCAAUGUGAUGCGAUUUGCAAAGAUCAAGUAAAGAACUCUAGAUGUAUUAGGCCACCAAAUACAUGGGAAUGCAACGAUAAGUACAAACGUGAUCCUGAGAUUGACAGGUGUGUACUGGAAUCCUGUGUGUGCAAAAACAAUGGAUAUUGUUUAGAUCACAAAGACAAAUGUGAAUGCUACGAGGGUUUCACAAAAAAUUCGACAACUGGUCAAUGUGAAGCAAUUUGUCAACCUAACUGUAAAAACUCCACCUGCGUUUCCAAUAACAAAUGCGAAUGUUUGCUCGGAUAUCACAAAACACCUGAAGCUCAUAUUUGCGAACAUAAUGAUUACUGCAAUGGCCAGCCGUGUGAGAAUGGUGAGUGUUUAAUAACGGGAGACUGCAAAUGCAAGUCAGGUUUUGUCAAAUCGUUGUCGUACAAUGGCCAUCUUAAGUGUGAUAAAGUACAAACAUUUAUUGGAAAAGUUAUGGCUACGAUUAUAGGUGCACCACUAUUACUAGCAUCAUUAGUACUAAUAGUUGUUUAUGUUAUUACGAAGAAAAAAUCAUAUAACGUAGAGGAACAAGAAAUGGUGUUAAUUCGUAGACAUUAAAUAAAAAAGCCGUUUCUAAAAUUAUGUAAAAAAAUAAUUAUUUAUUUAAAUACUAAUAUCUGGAUGUUAAGUAUGAAUUUAUUUUAUAGUUUAAAAAUAAAAUAUAGUUCCAGGAUAUACUAAGUAGCUAUUACAUCCUGGAUCGACCGUUACAUUAA
This is a messenger RNA of Lucilia sericata (common green bottle fly), 1543 nucleotides long. Its product is annotated as von Willebrand factor D and EGF domain-containing protein-like. Bases 81 to 1385 code for a protein of 434 amino acids. The record is from RefSeq and is a predicted model, not a curated record. NCBI's taxonomy places the organism in Eukaryota, Metazoa, Arthropoda, Insecta, Diptera, Calliphoridae. The transcript has 3 exons.